Rosa rugosa (rugosa rose) is the source of this 819-nucleotide messenger RNA. RefSeq names its product membrane protein PM19L. The coding region runs from base 176 to 697 and encodes 173 amino acids. NCBI's taxonomy places the organism in Eukaryota, Viridiplantae, Streptophyta, Magnoliopsida, Rosales, Rosaceae. The record is from RefSeq and is a predicted model, not a curated record. The transcript has 5 exons.
AAUAAAGGGAAACUUUAUUCUUUGCUUUGUGUGCUUAGCAGGGAAACUUUAUUCCAGUAAAGUGCCUGCCUUGCAGAACUCAUAUGGAGAAAGAAGCCAAAUUUCUUGAAUGAAUUAUAAACAAAAAGGAUUCUUUGCCCCUGUAUGAGGCAAUCCCAAUGAUGGAAAGGAAUCCAUGGUUGCUGGAGGAGGGGCAAAAUCAGCAGCCUAUGUUCUCUUACUUGUUAAUCUCGUUAUCUUCUUCAUUGUGACUGUCAUAGCUGCAUGGGCAAUGAACCAUGGGAUCCAAAGGUCUCGUGAAACAGCAUCUGUUUUGUCCAUACCAUUGCGCAUUUUUCCAAUAUACUUCCCAUUGGGGAAUAUGGCAACCGGUUUCUUUCUGAUCUUCUCCCUCAUUGCCGGUGUUGUUGGAAUCGCCACCUCACUUACCGGACUUCAUAACGUUUUUCAAUGGGAUGGCCCCAGUUUACACACAGCUGCUGCCUCUUCUCUUGUAUCUUGGUCCCUCACUCUUCUUGCCAUGGGAUUGGCUUGUAAAGAGAUUGAACUUGGUUGGACAACUGGGAACUUGCGUACUUUGGAGACCAUGACCAUAAUUGUGAGUGCAACUCAAUUGUUUUCUACUUGUGCAAUCCAAGCAGCUGGAGUUGAAGUGGCUAUUGCAGAACAAAGGGAUCGGACUGGAGCAAGACGUUAAUCCCCAUGCAUGUUGUUGAUCUACAGACUACAUGAUCGAAUUAUUAACUUGAUCCAUAUUGUUGUUAUAUAUAUCUAUGCACUGGAAUGCGUAACAUUUUCUCACCGAUAUUAUUAAUUUUA